This is a messenger RNA of Gigantopelta aegis, 2141 nucleotides long. RefSeq names its product U3 small nucleolar ribonucleoprotein protein MPP10-like. The transcript has 11 exons. Gene Ontology annotation, biological process: rRNA processing. Gene Ontology annotation, cellular component: Mpp10 complex; sno(s)RNA-containing ribonucleoprotein complex; nucleus. The record is from RefSeq and is a predicted model, not a curated record. Bases 1 to 2061 code for a protein of 686 amino acids. NCBI's taxonomy places the organism in Eukaryota, Metazoa, Mollusca, Gastropoda, Neomphalida, Peltospiridae.
AUGGCAGCCUCCAUGGAAAAACUCGUGACCAAAGCAAUUGACCAAUAUUUAAAGUUAUACCAAAACCCAGAGGAUUUUUUCAGCAUAAACAAGAAAUUGGUAACUAACUUGAAAAGCACAACCAAAUCCAUAUAUGAAAUUACCAGACAUCAAAUUUCAAUACAAAAUGCUGGUUUACCAGAACUGAUAAUUAAAGACUUUGAUGAUGAACAAAUAUGGCAGCAGUUAGAACUAAGAAACGACUCAAGCGUUCAAAAUUUGCUGAGUGAUGUUGCCAGAUUGGUGGCAUCCAAGGACUCGUUAGCAUUUCAGCCACGUGGUCCUGAUAGACAUGACAAAACAACAAAGACAUCAGGAGCCAGUGAUGAUGCGGAGAGUUCUGCUGAUGCUCCAAGUUCAGAAGAAAAUGAUUCAGAUUCAGACACAGACACGGAGCUGUCCAGAAUCAAAGCACGUCUGUCUGCCAUUGAAAACAACCCAGCUCUUGCCACGGGGUCAGACAGUGAUUUAGAUUUCGACUUCGAUGUUGGUAAUGAUGAUGAUGCAGAUGAUGAUGUUGAAGGUGAUAAAAUGGACGAUGGUGAAGGACUUGGAGGUGGUGAAUCAGACUCUGAAGAACAGAACAGCAGGAGGAAGAAGCCGUCUUACAAGAGUGAGGUAGAUGAUCGCUUUUUCAAAAUGGCUGAUUUGGAGGAAUUUCUCAGUGUUGAGGAUGCAAAGGAAGAAAGAAGACGGAGGAGGGAGAUGCAAGGAACAAAGCCGGACGAUGAAAAUGAUGACGAUUCAGAGGAAGAUGAUGACGUGGACAUGUUUCAGAAUAUAUCAUCAUCGGACGAAGAUGAAGAGGCUAGAAACUUGAAGUACACUGAUUUCUUUGAACCUCCUGAUGAGGAGACGGAAAACACAAGGGAGUUGAAGGAGAAGACAUCUGGAAAAGAAGCAGGUCGAUUAUCCAAGAAGAAAGUCUCAUUCAGCGAGGAAAAGAAAUCUGGUGUGAAGAGGAAGAAAGAUGGCAGCCUGCUGCCAGACUCUGACAGUGAGGGUGAGGAGAUCGUGGAUGUUAUCGGAGGCAAGACCGAGGAGAACCUGUCAACGUACGAGAAACGACAGAAAAAGCUGAAGACGAAGAUAGCGGAAAUGGAGGAUGCCAGUCUAGUGGAAAAGCCGUGGCAGCUGUCUGGAGAGAUCACGGCACAGGCUAGACCGGAAAACAGUCUACUGGAGGAGUACGUGCAGUUUGAACACACAACAAGACAAGCACCAGUGAUAACAGAGGAAACCACCAAGACACUUGAAGAUAUCAUUAGACAAAGAAUCAAAGACCAGUCAUGGGAUGAUGUAGAAAGGAAAGAAAAACGAAAAGAGGAGCCGUUUGAGUACAAGAAACGGAUAGCUCUAGAUAUGGAGCAGAGCAAACUGUCGCUCGGGGAGGUGUAUGAGCAGGAGUUUCUCAAACAACAGCAGAAAGAGGAGGAGGAAAAAGAAGAUCCACAGCAUGAAGACAUCAGGAAAAUGAUGACGUCUUUAUUCUUGAAGCUCGACGCCCUGUGUAACUUCCACUACACACCCAAACAGAUCCUGCCGGAAGUGAAGAUCGUCUCUAACGUUCCAUCCAUUGUGAUGGAGGAAGUGGCUCCCGUCAGUGUCAGCGACGCCAAACUCCUCGCACCACACGAAAUUCAGGAAAAGGAGAAGGGAGAACUGAAAGGCAAGCAGGAAAAGUCGGUUGCCGAUCGGAAGAGAGAGAGAAGAAAUAAGAAGGCCAUGAAGAGACAGCGCAGACUUGAUAAGGAAAAGCGUGAGAAAGUCGUCAGCAGAAUGAAUCCUGGACUCGGUAACAAAUACAGCAAGGAGAAGGCCAUGAAGGAUUUGGAGAAACAGUCGAAACUCGCCAAGAAUGUCACAGUCAUUAAGGACAGUGCAAGUAGGAAAGCAGUUGGUUCAUCAACUGCGUUUUUCACACAGUUGCAGGAGGAAGUGACAUCACACAUUCAGAAGUCGAAGGAGAAGAAGGUGGCUAAAAAGACAGACAGAUCUUCAGCAUUAAAACUAAAGUUGUAAAAUGUUGCAAUAUCCAGUCUGUGGCUGCGUAUUCAUCAUCAAUAAAAUAAUGAAAUUGUGUAAUACAAUAUUUCAUUUUA